ACAGCUGACUAAUCCAAAAUUUUUAUUGUUCUACAAUUUUUACCUUUUCGCAUCUAGUUGAGAUUUUUGUUGUUUUGAUCUUAUUUACGUCUUAUAGGCUUGCAACGUGUUACAACAAUAAACAGUAAUCAUAAAAUACAAAAUUAGUGCAAUAAGACCGAAGUAAAAGUGUUGGAACUAGUUAGUACCUGGACAGCUACCAUGAUCCAUCUAACAGGGCACAAUUAUAAUGCCCGUGAGAUCAUACAAAAUAUAUUUUCUCCGCUGGUGGGUGUGACGUGCAGCCCACUAGCCAACGAUGUUUGUGCACGAAACAACUUGUCUUUUGUGGAAAUGUUACAGCCAUUCUCUAAAUUGCUGAAUGAUGCGCAUUUUCGUGACGUGUCAGAAACGAGUGUUUCCAUUAAGGGUCUACGCUUAAACUUUUGCGAUAUUGAUUGGCGUCCGCCACAGAUGGUGCUGGCGCGCAAAAUGCUAAACGAGGCAGUGGCAAAUGCCCAUAAUGAGAAAACUAAAUAUGUGACCAUAGGAAACAUGGAUUUACAGCUGCCCACUUCUGAGCCAUGGUUCGAGCAAUGGCGUGAAACAUUUCUCACCGUGCAGUUCCCCGCUGAUCAUGAGUUUACGCGCCAUUUUAUAAGUUGCCUUAUCGUCUUGAGCAGUAGCGAUCCGAAUAUUGUAGAAAGCGCACAAAAGCUUACCCAACGCGUACAUCAAAUGCAAAGCGUAACACCACAAAAAUUGCCCAAGUGGUUUCACUCCACUAAUGUGCUCAAUAGUUACGUUGUACUGCAUGAGGGUUCACAAGGCGAUAUAUCCAAAGCGCAACAAAGUUACGAGCUGCUUAAGUCUACAUUCGGUAAUAGUAAAUGCUUCCUGGUGCAGAUUAAUUCACUAGAUGCCACUGUAUCCGGAGAAGUGUCUGACUAUUGGGUGCCAUACAUCAAACGGCAGCCGAAAAAUGAGCUUCAGGUAGAGCAGCUAAGUGGUCCGAAAACACCGCAGGAUGCUAUGUCCAUGAUUUCCAUGCCGAACAUACAAAUGUCUAUACUUAGUGAUGCAAUGGCACCUACCGAUAGUGUCACUGAUGUAGCCAUUAUACAUCCCUUGAGUCCAGUGCAAGAAAAUGCAACAGAAGCCAUAAGCUCAAAGUUUUCAGUAAGCAGCGAGAGCAUAGCUUCGCAAACCAUAAAUGCAAACGUAUGGGCAAGUGAAACGGACGGUGAUAACACAACGGUUCAUGGAGGUUGCAUGAAUUCCAUGGAUGUCGAGAAUUUGCGUCAUUUCGUGCAGGAUUACACUGUGCGUGCAUUAAUACCAUACGCUGAACAAUUGGUGGCCCUGCUUGUAGAAGCGAUCACAAACAAAAAAGGUGUCAGUAAGUCUUUGCUUAGCGCCACUAAACGGUGGUUUGUUAGCAGCAAGCCUGGUUCGAAUUCGGUCAAUCAAAACGCUGUUAUCUAUACAAAUGAAUCAUCGGAAUUGCAAACCCGCAAACUUGGGGAUCUUUAUUUCAUAUUCGGGCAUUACAAUCUGGCUUUUCAGGCUUAUCAUCAAGCUAAACGCGAUUUCAAUGCCGACUCCGCUUGGCAGUAUUAUGCAGGAGCUUUGGAAAUGGCUGCCGUCUCGGCAUUUAUGCUAGGCACUGCGAAUCGUAAAACUUUUGAUUACAUGGAAGAUGCCAUUAUGUGUUAUUUAACGGUUUGCAAAUUACAACAAUUUGCGACGCGUGCCACCCUGCUCAGUAUGGAAUGUUUACGCACAUCACGCAUGUACGGUGAGGCCGCUAAGCAAUUG
Molecule: messenger RNA, 1797 nt
Organism: Rhagoletis pomonella (apple maggot)
Lineage: Eukaryota; Metazoa; Arthropoda; Insecta; Diptera; Tephritidae
Product: trafficking protein particle complex subunit 8-like
Exons: 10
Biological process (GO): protein localization to phagophore assembly site; endoplasmic reticulum to Golgi vesicle-mediated transport
Cellular component (GO): TRAPPIII protein complex; cytoplasmic vesicle; phagophore assembly site
Source: RefSeq, a predicted model, not a curated record